Molecule: messenger RNA, 1795 nt
Organism: Ziziphus jujuba (common jujube)
Lineage: Eukaryota; Viridiplantae; Streptophyta; Magnoliopsida; Rosales; Rhamnaceae
Product: F-box/LRR-repeat protein 14
Exons: 2
Coding region: 207-1610 (467 amino acids)
Biological process (GO): SCF-dependent proteasomal ubiquitin-dependent protein catabolic process
Cellular component (GO): SCF ubiquitin ligase complex
Molecular function (GO): protein binding
Source: RefSeq, a predicted model, not a curated record
ACCUAACACACUGAAAUAUCCUAUGUCCAACCGUAGACGAUUCUGAUCUUCAAAUUGACAACCAAAUUGGCCCUUCUUUUAUCCUGCCUGUUCAGACUCGUGCCUGGGUUGGUUAAGAUCGAAAUCGCCAGGUUCUGUAUUCGACUGGGAUUCCUGGUGCGUGCUAAUCUGUUUUCCAUUAAGGGGAUAAGAAAAGUCUUCUUUUGAUGGAUGGUUUACCGGAUCAGUUAGUUUGGGAGAUCUUGAGCAGAAUCAAGAAAACCAAUGACAGAAAUUCUGUGUCAUUGUCAUGUAAGCGCAUCCAUAAUGUGGAUAAUGAACAGAGGCAAUCUCUUCGGGUUGGUUGUGGAUUAGACCCUGCAAAUGAAGCUUUGACUUCCCUCUGCAAUAGAUUUCGCAACUUGAUAAAAGUGGAGAUUAUUUAUUCUGGUUGGAUGUCCAAAUUAGGAAAGCAGUUAGAUGAUCAAGGGCUUCUCAUUCUUUCCAAUUAUUGCCCUUUUCUGACUGAUCUAACAUUAAGCUACUGCACAUUCAUCACUGAUGUGGGUCUUCGCCACUUGUCCUCUUGUUCCAAACUUUCAGCUUUGAAGCUGAACUUUACCCCAAGAAUAACUGGCUGUGGCAUAUUAUCUCUUGUUGUAGGCUGCAAAAACUUAAGUAUUCUCCACCUUAUUCGAUGCUUAAAUGUUAGCAGUGUUGAAUGGCUUGAAUAUCUUGGAAAGCUUGAAACGCUUGAAGAUCUCUUAAUCAAGAAUUGUAGAGCUAUUGGGGAAGGAGAUUUGAUUAAACUAGGCCAUAGUUGGAGAAAACUAAAACGAUUGCAAUUUGAGGUAGAUGCUAAUUACAGAUAUAUGAAAGUCUAUGACCGUUUAGCUGUAGAUCGAUGGCAAAAGCAAUGGGUACCAUGUGAUAAUAUGCAGGAGCUUAGCUUGGUGAAUUGCAUGAUUUGCCCAGGGAGAGGGCUAGCCUGUGUCAUGGGGAAGUGCAAGAACUUGGAGAAAAUUCACUUGGACAUGUGCGUUGGUGUCCGAGACUUUGACAUUAUUGGUUUAGCCCAAAAAUCAAGAAAUCUACGUAACAUUUCCCUGCGUGUUCCUUCAGACUUCUCACUUCCUCUUCUAUUGAACAACCCAUUAAGAUUAACAGAUGAAAGUCUAAAAGCUUUAGCGCAAAACUGUUCAAUGCUUGAAUCUGUUAGAAUAUCUUAUUCUGAUGGGGAGUUCCCUUCAUUUUCCUCUUUUACUUUAGAUGGAAUUCUUAUUUUGAUUCAAAAUUGUCCAGUGCGUGAACUGGCUUUUGACCAAGUCUAUUCUUUUAAUGAUGUUGGAAUGCAAGCUCUUUGCUCAGCUCAGUACCUUGAAACCUUGGAGCUUGUCCGAUGCCAAGAGAUAAGCGAUGAGGGUUUGCAGCUUGUGGGACAGUUUCCUAGAUUACGCAUUUUGCGUUUAAUCAAAUGUUUAGGGGUCACCAACGAUGGGUUAAAGCCACUUGUGGGUUCAUACAAAUUGGAAAAGCUGGCUGUUGAAGAUUGCCCUCAGAUUUCUGAGAGGGGUGUGGUAGGAACUGCGAGGUCCGUAUCCUUCCGGCAAGAUUUGUCUUGGAUGUACUGAAACAGGCACUCGCCAAUGCAUUUUCAGGAACACCCAAUUGCAGUAAUUAAUUCAUAAGGCCUUGCUUCUGGCUUUCUUUUCACAUGUAAUUUGUUGAACUAAUAGAAUAUUGAUUGUUGUGAAUAUUACUGUGUAUUAAUUGUACUCGAUCAUUUAUUAAUGUAAGUUAAUACUCUAUCGAUCCA